Molecule: messenger RNA, 3462 nt
Organism: Pelmatolapia mariae (spotted tilapia)
Lineage: Eukaryota; Metazoa; Chordata; Actinopteri; Cichliformes; Cichlidae
Gene: gnai3
Product: guanine nucleotide binding protein (G protein), alpha inhibiting activity polypeptide 3
Exons: 9
Coding region: 486-1550 (354 amino acids)
Biological process (GO): adenylate cyclase-modulating G protein-coupled receptor signaling pathway
Cellular component (GO): heterotrimeric G-protein complex
Molecular function (GO): GTP binding; GTPase activity; G-protein beta/gamma-subunit complex binding
Source: RefSeq, a predicted model, not a curated record
AGGGUAUUCUCGGUCCGCAGCUGGAUCAGCUGGUUGGACUCUCCGCUGCGCGGCAGUCACUUUUUUGGGGGAGCGAAAAAGAACAUUUGGUAGUUUUUAUUGAGAAUUUUUCACCGGAAACGCUGGAUUAGGCUCCUGAUUUUUACACAGUUUUCUUAGUUACUUUCUUUCUUUUUAUUUAUAUGAUUUUAGCCGUAAGUGUCGAUAAAUUGGAUUAAAGUAUUUUAUGAUUUGAAAAGUGAUAUUUGAUAGUCUCCUGGUAGUGAAUGGGCUGGAGCUGUGCGAGCUCAGCAGCAUCAGACUGUGGGUUUAGUUGGACUGAGGCUCCUGUGCCAACGCCUUUCCCCCCCUCUCUCUCUCGGCUUCGCCCUGCGUUGGGGAACUUCAGCUCACGCCGAGCCCAGAGCUCGUUGGAAGGUGUUUUCAACUUAUGAGCUGCUGAAACCACAGUCCGUCACCUAAGAAUUAGUUUGAAGGCAGGAAAAAUGGGGUGCACGAUCAGCGCCGAGGACAAAGCUGCGGUGGAGAGGAGUAAAAUGAUUGAUAAAAACCUGCGAGAAGACAGAGACAAAUCUUCCAAAGAAGUGAAACUACUUUUACUCGGUGCUGGAGAAUCUGGGAAAAGCACAAUAGUUAAACAGAUGAAGAUCAUUCAUGAAGAUGGCUACUCAGAAGAGGAGUGCAAGCAGUACAAAGUGGUCGUGUACAGCAACACCAUCCAGUCCAUCAUGGCCAUCAUCAGGGCAAUGGGCCAGUUGAAGAUAGAUUUCGGAGAUGAGGCGCGAGCGGAUGACGCUCGCCAGCUGUUUGCCCUGGCGGGUUCAGCAGACGAAGGAGUGAUGUCCGCAGAGCUGACCAGCGUGAUCCAGAGGCUGUGGAGCGAUGCUGGAGUUCAGGCCUGCUUCGAUCGAUCUCGAGAGUACCAGCUCAACGACUCGGCUGCAUACUACCUGAACGAAAUGGAGAGAAUCUGCCAGCCAGACUACAUCCCAACUCAGCAGGAUGUUUUGCGCACACGUGUGAAGACCACCGGGAUCGUUGAAACUCACUUCACGUUCAAAGAACUCAACUUCAAGAUGUUUGAUGUUGGAGGUCAGCGCUCAGAGAGAAAGAAGUGGAUCCAUUGUUUUGAGGGAGUCACUGCAAUCAUUUUCUGUGUGGCCCUCAGUGACUAUGACCUCGUCUUGGCUGAGGAUGAGGAAAUGAACCGGAUGCAUGAGAGCAUGAAGCUUUUCGACUCCAUCUGCAACAACAAGUGGUUCACCCGCACCUCCAUCAUCCUUUUCCUCAAUAAGAAAGACUUGUUUGAAGAGAAGAUCACCAGAAGUCCCCUUACUAUCUGCUACCCCGAGUACACUGGUGAGAGCACAUACAAAGAGGCAGCAGAUUAUAUCCAGUGCCAGUUCGAAGACUUGAAUAAACGAAAGGACAUCAAGGAUAUCUACACACACCGUACAUGUGCGACAGACACCAAGAAUGUGGAGUUUGUGUUUGACGCAGUAACUGAUGUCAUCAUCAAGAUCAACCUGACGGAGAUUGGGCUCUACUGAAGCUACGGCUGCCUUUCAGGUUUCAGAACAAUCAGGACUUCUGGGAUCUUUUCUGCAGAGGGAAAAUUCAAAAGUAGGCGUCACUAAGGACUACGCCGCAGGACCUAAACUGCGUUAACUUUGGGACUUGCAACUGUUAUCACUUUUGUCUUAAUAGAAUUUUAAGAUGUGGUGUGCUCUGAGAGGAUGAAAGUGGGCAAAGCGUGUGAAAUGAUCCCUGUCAUAUUUAAGAUCUUUGCAUCACUCAGGCGGGUUUAUUGUUUUGCUGUCAUCUGCACAAGGACCAAAACUGACUGCCUGUUCAUCAGAUCCAUCAAAUCAUUUCACAGUUUUUAUGGCUAAAAUGUUUAUUCUGUUCACCAUCGUGUUGCGUUUUGUCUUAGCUGUGGCACAUUACGUUACUAAAUAUUUGCAUCUGUUGUAUUUUAUUUUUAAUUUUUACUUUUAGUUAUGGAGAAUUUCCAUUUUUGGGGGGAUGCAUGAAUGACAUAUUUUAUGUAUAGUACAAAGUUUUUUGUGAUUAGUUUGAUGUCAAGCAUAAAAUAUAAGCAGUUGGGUCAGGGAUUAGUUAGCUGAAGUCUAAGGAACUCAGUAGCCACAUCCGUAUCUGCAUAGGUGUUUUUUGUUUGUUUGUUUGUUUUAUUUUAACAUGAACACAUUGUACUGAACAUCUUUAUUGAAAUCAGUGUGUGAAGGGAUUUGAUUUUGAUGUACUGUUGUUGUUUUUUUCAUUGAUCUUGCAAUAUAAAUAUUAUGUAGUCUUUAAAAGGUCGAUGUACCGUCUUGUGAAUACUAGUAAAGAAAUAUAAAAACUAAACUGUGAAACUGGGAUAAUAGUUUGAUGCAGGCAUUUAGAUGCAAACAGUACAUGAGGACUGAAUACUUAGGAAGACUGCUGCUGUAUAUUCUGCAGUAAAGCACAGUCCUGCACAGCCUGGUCCCAAAAGCAAAGUUCAUCAAAGGUUAUUACUGAUUGGCCACAUGAUUAAAACCACUGAAGGUAAAGUGAUGACAUUUUCUGGUAAAACCUUGGAUCCUGGGAUUCUUAUAGAUGCUAUGUCAACAUGUAUCGCCUACCUAAAAACAGUGCUGCAGACCAAGGAUCAAGGAAGUAGCCUCCCUCCAGCAUGCACCACCUAAAUUAUCCUUUGAGCCUCCAAACGUCUUUGAAGUUCACAACAAUAAGCCUGAUUCAAAAAGGACCCACCCUGCAGUCUACAGGACCCAAAGGACACCACAAUACAUCUGCAGACGUCUUAUGUCCAGUGUGUCAGAGCUGUAUAUUGUUAGGCAGGUGUCUGAUGGACGUAUAGCUCACUUGAAAUCUGAGCAGUUGUACUGGCCCUGUUUUAACCUCAUAGCUCAAAGCUGUCUGAAUGUUCCUCUGGUUUAAAACAAAAUAACAGGCAACACUAACCAGAUGCUAUCCACUGUAAACCAUAUAGUCAUAUUCUCACCGAAACAGAGCAGAGACUGAGGUCAUUCAGGUUGGAAGCAGUAUUUUUAGACUUCGGCGACACAUCUGUAUGUUUGGAGCUGAGGGUCAGUGUGUUCCAGCUGCUGCACACACAAAACAGCUCAAAUUGUCUUUCUCUGCUGUCUCUGCUUGAGAGUAAAACCAUGAAAUAAACUCAAAUGAGAUGCAAGCUACGAGUCAACAUGACAGCACACAGGAAAAGACUCUUUGAGCCAAAAUGUGCAAUUUUUUGUGUUCAGUUUGCAGGAUAUAGGUUGUGACAUUCUAAAACUUCAUGAUGUCAGCAGGUAACAUCAGACUAAAGCCAACAACGUGCUGGUCCAUCUCUCCACUUACAUUUACUUCCUACAGCACUCAGCCUCAUUUGUUCCAGCCAGAGCUGUUAAUCUUUAAAGAAAAUUGAGAAUCAGUUAUAUUUUUUAAGAAGGCUUUGCG